Molecule: messenger RNA, 456 nt
Organism: Phanerochaete carnosa HHB-10118-sp
Lineage: Eukaryota; Fungi; Basidiomycota; Agaricomycetes; Polyporales; Phanerochaetaceae
Exons: 3
Source: RefSeq, a predicted model, not a curated record
AUCGUCGUCUAGGAUCUUCCUUCUUUUUUGCCGUGUUUAUAUAGGGAUUGCAUAAUUUCCUCCAGCUGCUCUUUACUUUAUCGCUUCGACCAGACAGAAAUGUCACGGGCAUAUAAUGCCGCCGUUAGAAGACUGGGCGUGGAAUCUCCCCCGUUUGCGACUCAGCUGAGCAAGUGGGCGAAGAACCAGGACGGAGACGCGAGAAAUUUUGAAGAGCUGGGACUAUCGUAUGCGACGCCCCUGCCGUCCCACUCCCCGCUUCCCCAUCGCAGGCAAGACACAAGCAACUCCAACCCACUGAUAGGAGGAAACAGCGCGUUGUUACCUUCGGUUUCUCUAGGUCUCGACUCUACCCCCACUUCAGGCCCCUCAGCCCCGUCGGACAAUGGCUCAGGCCAGUCCUCCGCAGUCCCACCUCCAUCGUCCCAGAUUCAGGCUCAAAGUCAGUCUCAAAGU